Molecule: messenger RNA, 2142 nt
Organism: Cadophora gregata
Lineage: Eukaryota; Fungi; Ascomycota; Leotiomycetes; Helotiales; Ploettnerulaceae
Gene: SUR1
Product: zinc-finger protein
Exons: 3
Coding region: 1-2142 (713 amino acids)
Biological process (GO): regulation of transcription by RNA polymerase II
Cellular component (GO): nucleus
Molecular function (GO): DNA-binding transcription factor activity, RNA polymerase II-specific; RNA polymerase II cis-regulatory region sequence-specific DNA binding
Source: RefSeq, a predicted model, not a curated record
AUGGACGGCGAUAAUAUGGGCUACGUACCGAAUUUGCCUUCGUACGAUCCCCAUCUCGACUAUGCCACAAGCACAAGCGACUAUUGGCAGCAGAGCUUUGCACAACAACAUGACCCUCAGCCAACCCACUCGGCUCCCUUCUUUGAAAACCAACAAGAUGUUUACUUGACGGGAAGCGAACAUAAAACUACUUCAAUGUUCUCAUUUACUGGAGCACACACGCAAACGUAUCGACCCUUUCCUGCCAGCACGAUGCAGUCCUACGAAACAAGCGACAACUCGGCGCAAAAGUCACAUAUAGAUCUCGCUGAGAGCCCCAGACAACCACCUUCUAAACGCCAGCGAAUUUCUCAAGUCAACUACGAUACUCGAGUAACCGGUGCUACCAUCCACGAGUCAGAUCGCGCCUCGUUGUGUGGCACCGAAAGCGAAUGCUGUAGUAGUUGCUCGGGAGGCAUACCUUGCGAUGAACCUGACUGCAGUCCAUGUGAUGAGGUCAACUGUGUGGGUGCGGCAGUGGAAGUUUGUAGUGUUGCCUCUUGCUCCAAACCGGCCUGUCGUGAUGAGUGUCUUUCAACUGCUUUCCAAGCCCAAAGCUCACUAGGCAAUGUCGUUGAACCAUCAGAGGACAUCAUGGCGAACCUGGAACCGGCUCCGUGGAGUGCUCAAGCACAGCAAAGCAUAGGAAAGUUCCGUACUCCAACUUCAAAGGUCGAUCCUGCGAUAGUGCAGUCAUCCCCUGCGACGACACCUUCCAUGGCGCACCAUAGUGAGACACCAGGAUCUCCUUACCCAGCACUUCCUACUCCUCAGAACAACAUGUUCGAUCAACAAGCGUCAUACUCAAGUCCAGCCAUGGGUGAGCUCUCGGGCACCGGAGCCAUGUUCCAAGAUUCGUCCGAACAAUGGAAUGAUAACUCCUUUGGAGCUACCCCAGAAGUCCUACCUUGCGGAUGGGAAGGUUGCAACUUUGUCUGCAUGAGCCACGAGGAGUGGGUUUCGCACUUUCACUCUGCUCACAUAGAUACGCAGAUGCAAUUCGGAUGUCCUGUCCCUGCAGAUAACUGCCCACCAACGUUAGAUGCAAACCCAUUCGAUCAUCUCCAGACUGUCCAUGGUUAUGAGUUUGAUUUCAGUUCGGGAACAUUUAGUUGUCCUGCAACAACUUGUCCAGCAGACCAGACUUAUGGUAGUCCAAGGAUGUUUCAUGACCACUUGGACCAUUAUCACGCAACUCCAGUGCAAGGGUCGCUACAAUGCCGGCUGCAGACCUGUGGUACUGUCUUCAACGAUCCCAACCAAUUCUUCUUACAUAUGACCGACCAUCUUCAAGGCUCGGUCUCCAAAAAUGAAGAAAUUGACCUUCUGGCUCCAUCCACUUCUGCUACCGCCGCGGGUCCAGAGCCUGUAAAUAAGCUUGAGCAUUCUGAUCUUGCGAACCUACCCCAUGUGUGCAUGUGGAAGUCAAAGAAUGGAGAUCAUUGCAACUACGAGGGGACAUCCGCCGCCGACCUCCAGGAUCAUGUCAAGGAUCAACAUUUGAGCUCUCUUGGUAAGAGUACUGGAUAUAUCUGUCAGUGGGAGGGUUGUCGCCGUGAUUCGAGUCUUGGCGACAAGUCAGGCUUCUCGCAACGUGGAAAACUAGAGCGACACAUGGCGACCCAUACAGGCUUCAAAUGUUCCGUUUGCCCAACCUGUGGUCAGUUCUUCUCGGCACCUCAAGCUUUGAGGCAACAUAUCUUGCUCCAUACUGGCGAAAAGCCAUGGAAGUGUAAGCACUGUGACAAGAGAUUUCCACAACAGAGUGCAUGCACGAUACAUGAACGAACACACACCAAUGAGAAGCCCCUAGAGUGCAAUAUCUGCGGCAAGAAAUUCUCAGAAUCCUCAAACCUGGCAAAGCACAGGAAGAUCCACGGCGAGAAAGGACUGCACGCCUGUCCCAUCCCUGGCUGUGGGAAGUCUUUCCAUAGACUUGACCAGUUGAAGAGACAUGCUAUGACGCAUGACAAGCCGCCGAAAGAUGUUUCUAAGAAGAGAGCGCCGAGGAAGCAGAAGUGGAAUGUUACUAUAGCGGAUGAAUUGGAAGGGAAUGGUAAGAAGGGCUUGGGAGAAGAUAGAGUGAAUUCUGAAAAGUCGUGA